Messenger RNA from Phragmites australis (common reed), 2880 nucleotides. RefSeq lists its product as uncharacterized. Lineage: Eukaryota; Viridiplantae; Streptophyta; Magnoliopsida; Poales; Poaceae. Bases 787 to 2271 code for a protein of 494 amino acids. The transcript has 2 exons. Gene Ontology annotation, molecular function: ADP binding. The record is from RefSeq and is a predicted model, not a curated record.
UUCUUCAUCAGCAAAAGAUCCAAGCCGACGGCACUGGACUUGGAGGAUCGCCUCUGCAGAGUCCUGCUUCGCGCACAGGUCAUCCUUGACGAGGCCAUGGGACGGCACAUCACAAACCAAGCUAUGCUCCAGCAGAUGGGCAUGAUGAGAGACGCCCAGGUAUUGCUUGUCCCAGCUCGCUGAGGUCAAGGUUCAAUCUGCCUUGGUUGUCCAGCGACCCCAAGAUUGCCUUGGUUGUCCAGGUUCAGUAUACCGGACGAGAGAAUUGCAAGGGUUCAGUGCAGUUUCAUCUUCAGUUCGGUUUCAUCAGUGAUCAUAAUUCAGAGCUUGUCUUGAAGAAUGUAUCAGGUUAUACCUGAACUGUAUCCUGUGGAAGAUGGAAGAUGUAAGUUGGAACAGUGCUGCGCACCUUGGUCAAUUAUCGUUCUUCUCGUCAAAUGCUUCAUUACCAUGAGUCAGAAACUAUAUAUGUUUCAGUUUAACAUUUCAGCUGAAGUGAUUAAUGGCUCAAUGCCCAUUUGGAACGCUGGAAGAAAAAAUGGAGAAGCAGGAAGAACGCACACCAAGUGUCGUGUACUUAUUGAUCUGGAACGAUAUGGUCAACACAUGAGCAUGAACUAUUGGACGCAGGACUUGAAACAAUCUGCAUGACUGGACUUGUUCUUAAUAUAUCCUUGAUCUCCUUGGAGUCUUGACUCAGAGACAUCUCAUUCCAUUCCACCACAGCUCCUGUUCAUUCUCUCCUCCACCUGCUGUGUUAUCUUCCUGAGGAGAGAGAGUCCCCAAAUGGAGAUGUUCCUUUCUGCAGUCCUGGGUGAGCUCACCACUAGAUCCAUAAAUUUCUUCAUCAACAAAAGCUCCAAGCCGUCGGCGUUGGAUGUGGAGGAUCGCCUCCGCAGGGUCCUGCUCCGGGCACAGGUCAUCGUCGACGAGGCCAUGGGACGGCACAUCACAAACCAAGCUAUGCUCCAGCAGCUGGACAUGUUGAGAGACGCCAUGCACCGUGGCUAUUACAUGCUCGACACCUUAAGAUACCAAUCUCACGACGAGGAGGACGCCAAAGAUCAGGCCGUGAGUCACUUUUUGUCUUUGUCCAAAGUAAGUUCUCUGAAAGGUUUAUGUUCCUCCAGUAGCAAUGUGCAGAUUUUGGAACAACUGCAAAAGGCGUUUGACAGUUUGAGCUCCAUGAUCCUUGAUUCAAAUGAGCUGGUCCUGUUCUUGUCAAGCUACCCUCGCCUGUACCGCCAGCCUUACAACAUGCAUCUCCUACUAGGUAACUGCAUGUUUGGCCGCCAGAUGGAAGCUGAACUUGUCAUCAACUUCUUGUUACACACACAACCUAAUGGCUCUGAAGAGUUGGAAGUCCUACCAAUUGUCGGUCCCAGAAGAGUCGGCAAGAGCACACUUAUCGCUCAUGUUUGCAAGGAUGAAAGAGUACGUGAUCAUUUUUCAGAAAUCAUGUUCUUGAACGAACAUGAUUUUACAGAUGAUGAUCUAGCUACUUUCAAAGAAGGAUGUCCAAUGAAACAUCAAAAUGGCGUGUCAAACUCGAACAAAGACGGGAGAUUGCUACUUAUUGUGGAGUUAGUAGGGGAUCUCAAUGAAGAUGCAUGGAAUAGGUUGUACUCUGCUUCUAGAUGGUGCAUGCCAAGUGGUAGUAAAAUCGUAGUCACAAGUCGGUCUGACAAAAUCGUGAAGUGUGGAACAACACAGGCUCUAACUCUGAAGUAUCUAUCCUAUGAGGCGUAUUGGUAUUUCUUCAAGACACUUACAUUUGGAAGCAUGGAUCCUGAGAUGCACCCGAGGCUCACGCACCUGGCCAUGGAGAUAGUCAGGUUUUUGAACGGUUCUCUCAUUUGGGCAAACAUCAUGGCCGGUCUUCUGAGGGACAACUUUGACAUCCACUUUUGGUGCAAGGUUCUGGCCUUCUUGAGAGGGUUCAUGAAGUGGCAUGUCUCCAGAUUUGGUGAGCAUCCAUCUAAUUCUGUGAAGCAAAAUAGACCUGCACAUAUUAGGAGAAUGGCUACACCUUCUGAAGAGGUCAUGGUUGUUCAUCAGUAUGAGUGCUCUGCACAAGAGGAGGUUCCCAAGAUUAGAUUUCAAGAUGUGAUGUAUGGAAGAGUUAAACCUCAUGGGAAAUUCGAGGCCCUAGGAUGGAGGUCCCAGAUACCACCCUACUAUAGCUAUGUGUAUAUUUGUGAGACCCGAGAGAUAAAAGCUACAGCUUCCAAGAGGAAGCGUUCUAUGAAAAAUGGAGUCACACUUAGUUAAUUUUGUCAUCAUCAGGCUGAUGUAGCAGGAUAUCUUAAUAUGUUUUGAUAGGGUGUCACAAGUUACUGCAUAGUCAAAAUGUAUGAUAUGUACUAAACCUGGUCAUACGUGAAGUAUGUUUAUUAACAGAAUAAUGCAUGAUGUUGAGGCAAAUAUUUUCAUUAGACAUAAUGAAUUGCUUUCGUUUGGUUUACUACAGAUAUCAGCCUCAGGAUCUGGCGUUCAGAAUUGCGUUUUCUUUAUGUUGGUGUUCAAAAUUGCGUUUUCUUUAUGUUUUCAGAUCAACCUGCAAGUCAUUUUGUCAGCUGAGCCUCUUGGUCAUGUUUGGUCACUUGAAUUUUUGGUUGCCAGAUUGAGAUGGGGCAAGUUAUCAGCUUCAUGUUGUAAGGCAAUCAGAGCCUCAUGGGUUAAGCAGAUUGGGUGUUCUAUCAAUCACUGGUCCAGAAAGAGUUGGAAGAGAUUUUUGAAUUAGUUUAUUUUUAGGGAAAGAUUUUGAUUUAGUUGAACCGAAUGAUUUCAUAUGUUGUAUCUGUAUAUGCACACGACCUUGCUAUCUUUCAGGCUCAUGUACUAGUGCAACAGUUUGAUUCAAUAUGACGCUUGCUCUGU